Molecule: messenger RNA, 1309 nt
Organism: Prunus dulcis (almond)
Lineage: Eukaryota; Viridiplantae; Streptophyta; Magnoliopsida; Rosales; Rosaceae
Product: ribose-phosphate pyrophosphokinase 4
Exons: 7
Coding region: 111-1067 (318 amino acids)
Biological process (GO): 5-phosphoribose 1-diphosphate biosynthetic process; purine nucleotide biosynthetic process
Cellular component (GO): cytoplasm; ribose phosphate diphosphokinase complex
Molecular function (GO): magnesium ion binding; ribose phosphate diphosphokinase activity
Source: RefSeq, a predicted model, not a curated record
GUAUUAAUAAAAGCAUUAACCCUUACAACUCUCACUCUCUCUCCCUAAAACCCUCUCUUGUCUGUCUGUGUGUGCUUGUGGGCUCUGUUCCUCUUACAAGAUAGACGGCCAUGGAAAACUCACAGAAGAAGCAAGUGUUCCUAUUCUACUGCGCUGAAUGCGAAGACCUUGCUCGACAGGUCGCUUCUCAGUCUGACCACAUAACCCUCCAGACCAUCAAAUGGAGGACUUUUGAUGAUGGAUUUCCAAACAUUUUUAUAAACAACGCACAAGACCUUCGAGGCCAACAUGUUGCCUUUCUUGCAUCAUUUAGCUCUCAAGGAGUUAUCUUUGAACAGCUUUCUGUAAUAUAUGCACUCCCCCGGCUGUUUGUUGCAUCGUUCACAUUAGUUUUGCCUUUCUUUCCAACUGGUUCCUUUGAACGAAUGGAAGAAGAAGGGGAUGUAGCAACUGCAUUUACCAUGGCAAGAAUGUUGUCCAAUAUUCCCAUAUCAAAAGGUGGCCCAAACAGUGUACUCAUCUAUGACAUACAUGCUUUACAGGAAAGAUUUUAUUUUGGGGACCAUGUUUUGCCUUUGUUUGAGACUGGAAUUCCACUCUUGAAGCAGCGUCUCCACCAGCUUCCCAACUCUGAUAAGAUAGUUGUUGCAUUUCCCGAUGAUGGAGCAUGGAAGCGAUUCCACAAGCAGUUGGAUCACUUUCCCAUGGUGGUGUGUAAUAAGGUUCGUGAAGGUGACAAGAGGAUAGUUCGGAUCAAGGAGGGAAAUCCUGCUGGUUAUCAUGUAGUCAUUGUUGAUGACUUGGUGCAAUCUGGCGGCACCUUGAUCGAGUGCCAGAAAGUUUUGGCUGCUCAUGGUGCAGCCAAGGUUAGCGCUUAUGUCACCCAUGGUGUAUUUCCUAAACGCUCAUGGGAGCGGUUCACUCACAAGGAUGAAGGCUCGGAGAAGGCAUUUGCCUACUUUUGGAUCACGGAUUCCUGCCCGCUUACUGUCAAAGCCGUGGCAAAUAAAGCUCCCUUUGAGGUGUUAAGUCUUGCAGGUUCCAUUGCUGAUGCUCUACAGAUUUGAACGCAUGCACUAAAAAAUACAAUUAGACAAUUUGCAAUACUUAUGACAUCAUUAUUCUGCCGGCAAGUUCUGAUAUAAGUAGGUGAUUUCACAUUUUAUUUUACUAAUGAGUCAUGACACAUUGACUGAAAUUCGGAUUGCUUCUAGAAUUCCGCAUUUAACGUUAGAACUUGUCCUAUUGUAACUCUCAGCUUUAUAAUGCGUUCGCAAAGACAAUAAUUUAGUUGAGUUUGUGCCUCCCA